UCACGGGGAGGGCGCUGGUGUACGUAACUGGCGGCACAGUAGUGCGAUAGAUACCUUGAGGUUAGGAAUUGUCGCGGAGAGGGAAGGAAGGCCUCCGCUGCAUCGAGUGUUAGAUAAUAUCCUUGACAAUGGCAGGCGUUUUAAAAAAGACCACACGAUUGACAGGAUUGGCUGUCGCCCAGCAUCCUCAAAUGGACUUGUCUACAGUGUACAAGAGAAUUUUGCGAGUGUUGGAGAAGUUCCCGAAGGACAGCACCUACCGAGUGGAAACGGAGAAAGUCGUCAAAGAUAGAUUGAAGAUCGUGAGGGAGAACAACGAUGUUCAAACCAUAGAAAACAAGAUAGCUUGCGGACAAGUCGAGGAGCUUCUACUGCAAGCGAAGAGUGAGAUGCGGCUGGCCGAGAAGAUGCUGGAGUGGAAACCGUGGGAGAAAUUGAUGCAGGAAGCACCGCCUAAUCAGUGGACGUGGCCGCCACACAAGUAAUUUUAAUUUGUAAUACGUAUAUACAUAUAUAUAUAUUUGUACAUAGUGCGUAACUGAUGUCAGUACGAAUAAAAUAUAAAUAGCGCAAUAUACAGACGAUCAAGUUUCAAGUGAUA
This is a messenger RNA of Ooceraea biroi (clonal raider ant), 601 nucleotides long. It is a transcript of the gene ND-13B, whose product is annotated as NADH dehydrogenase (ubiquinone) subunit ND-13B. Lineage: Eukaryota; Metazoa; Arthropoda; Insecta; Hymenoptera; Formicidae. The record is from RefSeq and is a predicted model, not a curated record. Gene Ontology annotation, biological process: respiratory electron transport chain. Gene Ontology annotation, cellular component: respiratory chain complex I.